Molecule: messenger RNA, 984 nt
Organism: Protopterus annectens (West African lungfish)
Lineage: Eukaryota; Metazoa; Chordata; Ceratodontiformes; Protopteridae
Product: melatonin receptor type 1C-like
Exons: 2
Coding region: 1-984 (327 amino acids)
Biological process (GO): G protein-coupled receptor signaling pathway
Cellular component (GO): membrane
Molecular function (GO): melatonin receptor activity
Source: RefSeq, a predicted model, not a curated record
AUGAAUAUACUAAUUAUUAACACUAGCAUUAAUGACAGCAGAUCACUUGUUCAAAAUCACACUGCUUUUCCAUUUUAUGAGAUCUCAGAAGGUGUAACAAUAUUACUGACCACUGUGAUGAUCUUCACAACCAUCACAGACAUCUUUGGGAACAUACUAGUGGUGCUCUCUGUGUUACAAAACAAAAAACUCAGGAAUGCUGGUAAUAUGUUUGCUAUAAGUCUGUCUGCAGCAGAUGUCGUUGGUGCUGUUUAUCCAUAUCCAUUACUUAUCAGAUCCAUUUUGCAAAGCCAGUGGCAAUUUGGAGAAAUGCAAUGUCAUAUUGCAGCUUUCAUUCAUGGUUUGAGUCUCCAUGCUUCUGUGUAUAACAUCAUGGUGAUAGCAAUCAAUCGAUGGUGCUGCAUUUGCUAUGAGAUGAAAUAUGAUAAGAUAUUCACCAUGAAGAACACCUACUGCUAUAUACUCCUGAUAUGGACUAUUAGCUUUAUUUUAGUUUUACCAGAUCCCUUAGUGGGAGCUUUACAAUAUAAUCCACGUGUAUACAUAUGUUCAUUCCUGUCCUCUGCAAAUGAAGCAUUAACUGUUAGUGUUGCAGUCUUUCAUUUUGUUUUGCCAGUAACUAUUGUAAUUCUGUGCUAUGCAAGUAUUUGGAUUAAGGUCAUACUGGUCAAAUACAGAAUCAAAAAAGAUAGCAAACAAGUUUUUCAAUCAUCCGAUAUGAGGAACUUUUUGACAAUGUUUGCUGUGUUUGUGCUUUUUGCAGUUUGCUGGGCCCCAUUCAGUAUUCCUGGUUUGAUUGCAGUUUUCAGCCCACCAGGAAAAGCACUAAAGUUUCCAGACUGGUUGUUUGUUCUUGGAUUCUUUAGCAUUUGCUUUAAUAGCUGUCUCAAUGGCAUUGUUUAUGGGGUUUUUAAUAAGAAUUUUCGUCAGGAGUACAAGCUUAUACUGUGGUCACUAGUAAAAUGUAUAAUAAGAGAUACAUAG